Messenger RNA from Drosophila kikkawai, 504 nucleotides. Lineage: Eukaryota; Metazoa; Arthropoda; Insecta; Diptera; Drosophilidae. The record is from RefSeq and is a predicted model, not a curated record.
UAUCCACAACAAACAAUGAAUAAAUACCCAAAAGUUUAACAUUUUAAGAUUCCUGCUCUGAGUGACGCUAGCUUUUUAUGUCAAAAACUGUCCCAAUCCGUUUUUAUCAUAUUAGUAAAAAACAAACUGUACAAUAUAACGAAAAUACGAAUAAGAAAAAAAGCCAUCUUAAAACGAUUUUUCCGUGGUUACCAAACCGCCAGCAUGUCCAUCAAGAAGGAGUUUGGUUUUGGCCCCAAAGAUCAUAGCAAAGUGGAGAUAGUUUUGGAGCCAUUGAGAAUACUGGGCGCCACCGAUGCUUCCGGGGAAAUAGAGUUUUUGAUCCAGUGGAAGGGCUCAGAUCGUGCCGAUUUGGUACCAGCCAAAGAGGCCAACCUAAAGUGGCCCCAAAUGGUUAUUAAAUUUUACGAGGAGCGUGUGACCUUUGAUCCUCCUGAAUAAACAAGAGGCUUUGAGUUGUUUAAGUAAUGUUUGUAAUAUAAUUUACAUUUGAAUAAAAAAGAA